This is a messenger RNA of Chlorella variabilis, 3444 nucleotides long. RefSeq lists its product as hypothetical. The record is from RefSeq and is a predicted model, not a curated record. The coding region runs from base 1 to 3444 and encodes 1147 amino acids. The transcript has 14 exons. Lineage: Eukaryota; Viridiplantae; Chlorophyta; Trebouxiophyceae; Chlorellales; Chlorellaceae.
AUGAGCCCAGCGACCGCCGGCGAGCCCAAGCUGCCGCGUGGCAGCCGCGAGACGGCCGCCCUGCUCCGUGCGAAUGGCUAUGGCGUGCUGAACCAGGAGAAGCUGCGGCACAAGCACGAUGUCCCAGCAGGCGCGCCCCAGCAGGCGCCCCCCCAGCAGCAGCAGCAGCAACGCCACGUGCGGGUAAUGGAGCCGCCCGUUGCGCAGGCCGCGCGGCGCCCUGCCGACAAGCGCAAGCAUGCGGAGCCAUCUUCCUCGGAGGAUGAGCGCCCUGUACGCUCCACCCGCAGCGGGGGCGCGCAGCAGCAGCCUCACGCGCUGCAGGGGGGCGGCAUGAAGCGUGUCCGCAGCUCCUGGAAGAUGCGCCCACUGCUCGUAGACGAGAAGCUGGCUGUGUUUCUAGAGGGGCAGGAUGACGCUCUGCUGCACUAUGAUGGCGGCGAGUUCUACCAGUGGCUGCGAGACUGCGAGGCCGGCAAGGCUGACCCCGCCGAGGGCUUCCCCUACCCCUUAGUGGUGCAAGACAAGGAUCUGCGCACGCUGCUGGAGAUCAAGCAGCCGGAGCAGCAGCCUGCCGCCGAGCUGCGGCAGGUGGUGGCGCCAGCGGCAGCAGGCGGCGCCGCAGAUGAGCGCAUUAUCGUACCCACGGUGCGGAUGCUGCCUGCAACGGAGCAGCCCGAUCUUCUGGUUCGCGAGCAGGAGCCACCCGUGGUGCAGCGCAUGCUAGCUCUAGAGCAGCCAGAUGUGGCGGGUACCUCGGCGGCGGCGCUGGCGGCCUCUGCCGCUUGGCAAUCUGCUGAACUCGCUGUGGCGUUGGACCUGCCCUACAUCCGCUACGUGCAGCCCACUCCCGAUGAUCUGGACCUGGCUGUUGAAUUCAACCUGGACGAGGAUGAUGAGGAGUGGCUAGCGCAGUACAAUGUCGAGGCCAAGCGUGCCAAGAGCCGCAAAGGGCGCCGCACAUUGGGAGAGGAAUGGAUGGAGCACCUGAUAGACCGCAUGGAGAAGGAGUACACAGCGGAGCUGCAGAGGCACCCCGGCAAAUGGGUGGUGCAAGCUGCCGAUCCCAGUGCAACCGACCAGCCUCCCAACAUCUCCAUCCCCUCUAUCGACGAGGUGUUCCCCCUGGAGAAGUGCCUGCAGGUGCCUGGCAUCAAUCACUAUGAGAAUGUCAUUGUGGCAGUGUACGAUUACUGGAAGGCCAAGCACGAGCGUGCAGGGCGCCCUCUGAUCCAGCGCCUGUGGUAUGAGCCACCCUGGGACCGCAAGAAGGCAGCGCAGCGCCUGGCCAGUAAUGCGGACGACGGCGAGGGCGGUGUCGGCGAGGACGGGCCAUUCUGGGCGCAAGACUCGCCGGUGGCUCUGGCGGGCAUCCGUAAGCGGCGCAUGGACCCCGACGAAGCCAAGGCGCGAUUUCAGGAAAUAAGGCGCGACCUAGAAUCUGCCCGCACGCUUGCUGACCAGAUUCGCAAGCGUGAAAAGCUCAAACGACGCGAGCUGCAGCUGUACAAGGAGGAAUGGGCAGCACGCAUGCAGGCGAUUCGGGACGGUGCAGAGCGCGUGGUAGUGCAGCAAGGCAGGGUGAAGGACCCGCCCGCCCAGCUGUCAGCUGUAUGGCGCAUGGAGGCUGCGGGAGCAGGCUUACUGCCUGAGUACAGCGACGAGCUGGAUGAGGACCAUGUAGCUGUGGGGGCACCGCAGGAUGCAGCAGCGCAGGCAGAGGAACGUGCGGUGAGGCUGGCCCAGCGGCGCUUGGCGCGCGACGUCGCAGUGGUGGUGCCGCUGGCCCGCGCUCCCGCGCAGCAGCAGCAGCAGCCUGGCCGAGCGGCAGCCGCCCCUGCAAGCCCCAUUCUCAGCCAAGGCGGCAACGUGCGCGGGCCGCCUGCCGCACCUGGUGUGCGGCGCGUGCGGACGUGCAUAUGGUGCAACAGCGACGAGUUCCUCAUGCUGGGCUGCGCCUCCUGCCCCCGGUGCUUCUGCUUCAAGUGCUUCCAGCGGCGCCCAGGCCUGGGCAUCAACAACUGGAGCAGGGCAGUCAAGGAUCCCCGCUACACUUGCGUCAUCUGCCGCGGCCUCGAGGUGGAGGAUGCGCCGUCAGCCAACACAGCAGACGUACUGCCGGCAGUGGAUGCAGCAGAUGCUACUUCGCCCCGGCGUCGUGGGCAGCAGCACGCGCGGCGGCAGGCGCAGCAGCAGCAGCAGCAGCAGGCAGCAGACCGCGCCGAGCUGCUGGAUGAUGCCCAGCAGCUGGGAGUGGAAAUUCCCAAGGGCCUUGGCGGCGCAGCGCUGCGGUCCUACCUGCUGAAGCGCCAGCGGGAGGUUGAGGAGCAUGGGGCCGACAGCAGCAGCCAGGAAGAAGAGGCGGAUCAGCAGCAGCAGCAGCAGCAUGGACAUUUGCGUGGAAGGCCCCCUCGUGCAGUUGCUGGUGCAGCAGCGCAUGCCACGCAUGGGCGUGCACGCCGGCAGCAGCGACUUGGUGCUAGCAGUGGCAGCAGCGAGAGCGGCGUGGAUGAGGAACAGCGGCGUCCCAAACAGCGCAAGCUUGGCGGGGCAGCCCUGGCCUCGCAUCUGCGCCGUUUGGAGCAGCGGCGGCAGCAGCGGCAGCAGCAGCACGCAUCAGACCAUGAACAGGCAAGCUUUGGCGCUGCAGAGGAAGAUGGUUGGCCCUACAACCACAUCCCCGCUCCUCCCCGCAAGCUGGGGGGCGCCGCGCUGAAGAGCUACAUUCGGCGCCAGGAGCUGCUCCUCGAGGAACCGGAUGGGUCUGACAGCGAGCAACCUGCUACCAGUGGGCAGCCGUUGACAGCAGCAGAAGAGUGGCCUUUUGCCCACAUCCCGCCGCCUCCUCGCAAGCUGGGUGGCGCAGCCCUGCGCUCCUACAUCAAGCGCCAAGAGCUGCUGCUGGCAGAGCAGCAGGGCAGCGAUGCAGAAGGCGGCCGCGAGCACCAGGAGGCGACCUCUGAUAGCGAACAGCCGUCAAGCAGCCACGGAGUCGCAGCAGCAGCAGAUGAGGCCUGGCCCUACACCCACAUCCCCGCUCCUCCGCGCAAGCUGGGUGGUGCCGCGCUGAAGAGCUACAUACGGCGCCAGGAGCAGCUGCUGGAGGAGCAGGACGGUGGCAGCGAGCCCUCUGGCAGCAGCAGCGGCACUGCGGAGGAGUUUGGCGCUAGCAGCAGCGAGGAUGAGGGACCCGCAACCCGGCACGGCGGCAGCAGCGACGAAGAGCGGUCCGACCACAAGGAGAACCUUGCGCCGCCGACCAAGCGGCACCGCGCCCUGGGCGGCGCCGCUCUGGCUGCCCACUUGCGCAAGCAGUCGCUGGCAGCAGCUAUGUCCCAAGGGCGGCGGCCUGGUCCCAGCGCCGCUGCAAGUGGCAGGCGUGCCAGCCGCGAUGCGCAUGGGCUGCUGGAGCAGGCAAGGCGGCUGCAGGCACGGCGCAACUGA